Molecule: messenger RNA, 1922 nt
Organism: Asterias rubens (European starfish)
Lineage: Eukaryota; Metazoa; Echinodermata; Asteroidea; Forcipulatida; Asteriidae
Product: tetraspanin-18-like
Exons: 7
Coding region: 255-986 (243 amino acids)
Cellular component (GO): membrane
Source: RefSeq, a predicted model, not a curated record
AUUUUCUCAAAUGCAUGGCGCCCUUCCACACGAAGAGCAGCGUCAGUAAAAUCUAUUCAGAAAACGGGAAUUUUUGACAGCGUUAAAAACUGCCACGCCCGCGAUUUCACUUUUAAAACUACAACCACAGGACUGUUGGAUUCUAUGAGACACAUAAGAUUGACCAGAGGCUUCAAAAUCUGUUACCAAACUACUGGAAUUUAAUUGGUUUCUUUAUCUUGACGUGUUGGAAAGUUGACUUGCCUUGAGUUAAGAUGGAAGGUUGUGGCGGCAAGUGUAUGAAAUUCUUGCUUAUUGUUAUCAACUUUAUUGUCGCACUAAGUGGACUCGGUUUGAUAGCAACCGGUUUGAUAAUCAAGUUUGGCAUCUCAGACUGGAUACCCAUCGACGAGAUCGCUGCACUGCUGGACAGUCAACUGCUUAGGAGCGCCGUCUACAUGAUCAUCGCUGCAGGUGGCUUUGUAUUCUUGGUGUCAGUAUGUGGAUGCUUGGGAGCGAUGUGUGAGAACAAGUGCCUCCUGGUACUGUAUUUCUUGCUGCUGUUCAUCGUGUUUGCCGCCCAGAUCGCUGCCGGCAUCUUUGCCGCUCUGUACACCCGGCAGAUUGAGAGCUACUUGGAGGUUGAGGGCGUCGACUUCUUGAAAAACAGCUACGGCCUAAUGAACAGCACCAAGAAUGAGUUGGGCACCGCUGCAUGGGACCUCGUCCAGGAGAAGUUGAACUGCUGCGGUGUGAAUGGUAAAGGAGACUACUUAGGAAAUAACAAUGUCAACAACACUGCAGGAGACUAUCCAGUUUCCUGCUGUACUGAAAUACCAUGCAAACUGAAUGCCGUCAAGACUAGGAACUGCGGGACUGCACUUAAACUCCUGAUUGCAGAUUACGGUACAAUCAUCGGAGCUACUGCGGUUGGUGUUGCUUUCUUUGAGUUGUGCUGCAUGCUUCUGGCAAUCUGCGUCUGUAGGAAUAUCGGUGACGACUUGUAGACUUGUUUCCUCCUCAUUUAGUCAGGCAGCUAGCUACCUAGCUAAACAGCUCAAUGUCAUCACAUCACCAGUUUCGUCAGCGGUUUAAAAAAAUAGAAUGUGAAGUGUGCUUGGCUUGAGAGUUACAUAACAUUUCAGCUAAGUUUCUGUGUCAACUAGAAAUAAUCCAAACAGUCGUUUCAGUCAACUUCGUAGACUUGAUAAAAUUUCCCCAGGUUUUGUCCAAAACAAUAAGGUAAAAAGUAUGAUUUUCUAGCAUUUUUAACGACCUUUAAUGUACACCCUGGUGUAUGCAAAGUACGAUCAUAAACAAAAUCUGUAAAAAGUUUGGAUUUCAGAAGUUUUUUUGUAGAUAAGCAAGGUUCCUGAUGAGACAACAGAAAUAUAUUAUAUACAGUACUGAGUGCCUGUCUCAUUAUGGCCUCCAGAGGGCGUGCUUUAGUUUUUUUAUUAACACAACCAUGAGCAAGUUUGAUCAGCGACCAUUUGUCAACCACUAGUCAAUGUUCCAUGGUUAACUAUGCAUGAUGAACAUCCUGGGUACCAGGCAAAAUCGCCCAAUGGUCGACAAUAGUCAACUUUCGAACUUGCUCCAUGGUUGCUCAACUGUUGGAGCCGUAUUCCAUUUGGCGGCUGUGGCUAGGACAGUUUCUAAGAAUGUUGGUAUGGACACCCUAUACUUCAAUGCAUGCUGAUGCGGCUAUCCAGGUUAGCCGAAGUCGCCAUGUUGAUCAUGGCCUAUUACUUUAAAUUGAGAUUUUAUUCAAAACAUACGGCGGCGAUUCAUGCUUUAAUUUGGUACGUUCACCCCUCCAGAAAUAAUCAUAGAGAGUUAAAAGAAAGAUGAUGUAAAUAGUUCUCUAGAAAGGUACAACAGGGAAACAAUUUUGAAGAAAACAAAUUAAUUAAGUAAAGAAACGUCAAGAACGUCUGGUA